AUGAAUGUUCACCAGGAAUACGUCCGUGAUAAUAUGCCAUUAAUCGGAAUUGGAACGUGGCAAGUGACUAAGGAAGAAAUUCUGCGCGGCGUAAUUGAUGUUGGUCUCAAAGAAGGCUAUCGUUUCAUCGACACCGCCCAAGUGUACAAAAAUGAAGCAGCUAUUGGACGAAUUCUGGAGAAGCUUCUCCCACAAAAUGGGCUAAACAGAGAAGACAUUUGGAUAACUUCGAAACUUUCGCCGUUGAAUGCAGGUGCUAAAUCCGCUCGAAAAAGCAUAGAAAACUCACUGAAGAAUCUGAAGACAUCGUACCUCGAUUUGCUGCUAAUUCAUUGGCCAGGAAGCUCUUUGAAAAGUGAAAAUCCGAAGAACAAAACUUUGAGGGAAGAGAGUUGGAAAGUUAUGACUGAAAUGAUGGAAGAAGGGAAGCUGAAAGCGAUUGGAGUAUCGAAUUUUGAAAUUUGCCAUUUGGAUGAGCUCAGAAAAGUGUCGGAAGUGAUUCCAGCAGUUAAUCAAGUGGAAUAUCAUCCGCAUUUUCAUCAGGACGAUCUUGUUGAGUACUGCAGGGAGAAAGGUAUUCAUUUCCAGGCGUACAGUAGCCUUGGCAGUCCCACGUAUCGCGAGAAUCUGUCAAAAGAUCCUUUAAUUCUGGAACUCGCCGACAAGUACAACGUGGAAAUUCCGGUACUUUUGUUGGGAUUCGCCUACUGGCAAGGAAUUAGUGUACUGCCGAGAACCACCAACACGAAUCACAUUACCAGUAACUUCGCAGUUACGAAACUUGCGGUAGAGAAAAUGUAGAUUUAUAUUACAAGAUUUUCCUUCUUUUCCAGUUAUUAAAGGAAGAUAUUGACCGUCUUCUGAAGUUGAACGUGGAACACAAAACUUGUUGGGACCCGAGAGUUGUUGUAUAG
Messenger RNA from Caenorhabditis sp. 36 PRJEB53466, 914 nucleotides. NCBI's taxonomy places the organism in Eukaryota, Metazoa, Nematoda, Chromadorea, Rhabditida, Rhabditidae. The record is from the annotation of a GenBank genome assembly.